CGUCCGGAAAGGGGGGGUUUGAGUUGCAGCAGACGGUCGGUCUGUGUUGGAACAGUGGAAGUCGGCAGCUCUAUGCCUCGCUAUUCACCAUUAAUGCACUCAUCAAGAUAGCAGCAAGAAAAGGGGAAACGUCAAAAUCUUGCUUUGGAAACAAGGCUUGCUGUAGCUCUACCACAGGCCCAUACCAUACUACUCUAAUUUCUCAAUGAAGAACAAUGUCCCACGGUCUCAUAGCCUAGGCCUAACUCUGCCAUCAGUCUGUCCCUGACUGUGUUCUCUGUUGAGGUGGUUUCAGUGAGUGUUUGGACAUAGUGACGGUGUGUGUGUGACAGAUACCAGCGAUGGCUGCCAGUAAGAGUAAGACCCAGAGUUCUCUGGCCUUGCACAAGGUCAUCAUGGUGGGGAGUGGUGGUGUGGGCAAGUCCGCCCUCACACUGCAGUUCAUGUAUGACGAGUUUGUGGAGGACUAUGAGCCCACCAAGGCAGACAGCUACAGGAAGAAGGUGGUGCUAGACGGAGAGGAGGUCCAGAUCGACAUCCUCGACACGGCUGGACAGGAGGACUAUGCUGCCAUCAGAGACAACUACUUCAGGAGCGGAGAGGGCUUUCUGCUAGUCUUCUCCAUCACAGAACACGAGUCCUUCACAGCUACUGCAGAGUUCAGGGAGCAGAUACUGCGGGUGAAGGCGGAGGAGGAUAAGAUUCCUCUGUUGGUUGUGGGGAACAAGUCUGACUUGGAGGACCGCAGACAGGUCUCUGUAGACGAGGCCCGAGCCAAGGCAGAGGAGUGGGGGGUGCAGUAUGUAGAGACAUCAGCCAAGACACGAGCCAACGUCGACAAGGUAUUCUUUGACCUGAUGCGGGAGGUGCGAGGCAAGAAAAUGUCGGAAAACAAGGACAAAAACGGCAAGGGAAAGAACAAGAAUAAGAACAAGAAGAGCUUCAAAGAGCGAUGCUGUUUACUCUGAACCCAACAUGGACCUUUACAACACAAAACGCCACAAUCUAUCGUUACGCUGAGGAACCAACCAGCUCAGAAUCACAUCAGAGCAUCCAUCCUCACGUUGAGUCAAAAGUUUUAGAUUAGUUUUUAAUCUGGCCAUAGUAGUGUUGUUUAGCAGGUAUGGGGUCAGUUCCAUUUCAACUCUGUCAAUUCCGGAAGUAAACUAAAAUUACAGUUCCAAUUUUGCUCAUUGCUUUUCUAGAAGUGAAAUGGAAUUGAACCCAACCCAGGUGUUUACCACAUUCUCAACCACUGUUUUUGCAUCUAAAACUUAAGGUUAGAUAGAUAGCUUGACUGUUUAUUGUUUUUAAAGGAAGGUGACCAUUGUUCUUCUACUCUGUGACUUGAACUGCAACGCCUGAUAACAACCCAAUGACCAAACUGCCUCCAACACUAACUUCAGUCUGCUUGGAUCUUGUUCUGUCUAUCUCAAUAGAUCUGUCCUUUAUGAUCAACUUAUGAUUAUACCAUUUAUUUUAAUCAAGAAUGGGACUUGGGACAUUUUUGUCUAGAAUGGGAAUGGAUCUGUGAAUGGGGAUUGUUUCAGUCAAGCACAGAAAUGUAGCGUAACUCAUUUAAAUGCUUUUCACUGAUGUCUAUGUGGUCAUGGAUAUCAACACUAAGCUGUGUUUCUUAUUGAAAAAAAUAAUAUUUUCUAGUUAGAAUUGGGAACUAAGACUGAACUUGUCAUUGUUUCCUCUACAAUAGGAUAAAGCAAUUGUCAAUCAAGAAGGCUCAUUGCCUAAGGAUUCAAAGCACGUGAUAUUAUUAGGGCCAGGAGUUUCUCCGGGUCAGUUUACAUUAUCAGGAAAAACUCCUGGCCCUAGUCUAAGAUGGAUGUUGAGGUGUGAAGUUGUAAGAGUUUACUAACCAGAGGUCCUGUGGCAGUUAGCAGGUAGUGUUUCUGGAGCCACCUACUGGCACUUAUUGGGCACUUCCUGGUAAAUACAGGAACUGAAAUGGAGCUUCUGCCACAUCUGUUAGUCCAUGCAAUAUGGGUCAGUUGGCACCAUAAGAGGAGAGUGAGAUUUAAGUACACUCUGUGUUGCCAUUAACUAUCAGCCAGUCACCUUCAGCUUUGGGUUAUUCAUAUUUAUACUUGUUAUGGAUUGUAUUCUAAUGCGUUUGUAGAAAGUGCACUACAUUGUUGCCAAUACCUUAAAAAAUAAGAACUCUUCAAACUUCCCAUGCUGGAGAAUGCUAAAGCGGUUUCUGCCAACACCAUUAAGAAUAUCAUGAUAUAGGCUACCAACUCACUACCAAAUCACCCCUCUCUAUAUAAAUAAUGUUUGUUUAUUAACUGAGUGUAUGAAUGUAUGUAUGUAUGUGCUUCAGACAACAGUUGAUACUUCUGGAUCAUUUGUGUCUGUGUGAAAUAACUUGGGUCAUGUUCAUUAGGCACCAAAUGGAACAAAACGGACUGGCACAGGGAGGGACUACCUGGACAUGUCCAAUAGGAAAUUGUCAUUUUCGUUUUCAGCUAUAAACAUUUAAAAACGUAUUGUGCCCUAAUGAACGCUACUCUGGUGAUUGUUGGAUCAGUCACUCUGUUCUGCCCUACAACAGUAAAGUAACAUUUCCAACAACCACUGUCCUAAUCAUUCUGCGCUUUUAUAACAACGUGUGACACUACUGUUUUCUUUUAAAGCUAGUCUAUUGUUGCUAGGUUUUUCACCUUAUUUUCUGAACAAAAAAUACUUCAAAAUAUGUUGCCAAAUAAAUGCUUUUUUUCUUUGUAAA
This is a messenger RNA of Coregonus clupeaformis (lake whitefish), 2743 nucleotides long. RefSeq names its product v-ral simian leukemia viral oncogene homolog Ba (ras related) (gene ralba). Gene Ontology annotation, biological process: Ras protein signal transduction. Bases 342 to 968 code for a protein of 208 amino acids. The record is from RefSeq and is a predicted model, not a curated record. The transcript has 6 exons. Gene Ontology annotation, cellular component: plasma membrane. Lineage: Eukaryota; Metazoa; Chordata; Actinopteri; Salmoniformes; Salmonidae. Gene Ontology annotation, molecular function: GTPase activity; GDP binding; GTP binding.